AUGACAAGGAAUCCUUCUAUCAGCCAACUACCUCACAAAUGGCCAGACUUGAUUCAGAUGCUAGAGGUAGGGUGUGGAAGACUGAAAGUUACAAAAGUGAGGUGGGAAUUUCCUCAACCAGGGUGGUUUUUAUUUAAUACAGAUGGGGCCUCAAGGGGGAACCCUGGUAGGAGUGCCUAUGGAUUUUGUUUCAGAAAUAAUGAAGGGGAUCCAAGAUGGGAUCUGAGAUAUGCUUAUGCUAUAGAGAUUGGAAUAACUACUAAUAUUGAUGCUGAGGUUAUGGCAAUUCUGCAUGCCAUGAGAUAUUGCAAAAAUGAGAAUCUGGACAAUAUUAUAGUCCAAACUGAUUAUGAAAUAGUGUACAAGAUUCUACAGGAAGGGUGGAAACCUCCUUGGGGGAUAGCAAGUUGGAUAGAGGAGAUUUUGGAGCUAAAAGUUAAUAGGACUAUUCUAUUUAGUCAUAUCCUGAGAGAAGGAAACAAGCUGGUAGAUGCUAUAGCUAAUCAAGCAGUAGAUGAAGCCAAUGUUGAAUGUCAUGGCUUCCAGGACCUAAGUUCAACAUGUAGAAAGAUCCUCAACAGUGACAAAACUCAGAUUCCAUAUCUGAAAGUGAGGAUACAAAGAUAG
Messenger RNA from Lycium barbarum (goji berry), 627 nucleotides. RefSeq lists its product as uncharacterized. Bases 1 to 627 code for a protein of 208 amino acids. The record is from RefSeq and is a predicted model, not a curated record. Lineage: Eukaryota; Viridiplantae; Streptophyta; Magnoliopsida; Solanales; Solanaceae. Gene Ontology annotation, molecular function: RNA-DNA hybrid ribonuclease activity; nucleic acid binding. The transcript has a single exon.